AUGGCGGUGAGGAUCGUCCUGCUGAGGAUCGUCCUGCUGGGGAUCGUCCUGCUGGGGCUGCCCCGCGGAGCCCAGCCACGCUGCUUCUGCCAGGUUACUGGUUAUUUAGAUGACUGCACCUGUGAUGUCGAAACCAUCGAUGCCUUCAACAACUACAAACUUUUUCCUAGACUGAAUGAACUCCUGGAAAGUGACUAUUUUAGAUACUACAAGGUAAACCUACAGAAACCAUGCCCCUUUUGGGAUGACAGCAGUCACUGUGGAAUGAGAGACUGUGCUGUACAGCCCUGCCCCUCUGAUGAAGUCCCUGAUGGAAUCAGAUCUGCAAGUUACAAGUAUUCAGAGGAAGCCAAUAACCUCGCUGAGGAAUGUGAAGAAGCCAAGAGACUCGGAGCUGUUGAUGAUUCUUUGAGCAAGGAAACACGGCAGGCAGUGCUGCAGUGGGCACAGCACGACGAUUCCUCGGACAGCUUCUGUGAGGCUGAUGACAUCCAUUCUCCUGAAGCUGAGUAUGUGGAUUUGCUCCUGAAUCCAGAACGUUACACUGGCUACAAGGGGCCGGAUGCCUGGAAAAUUUGGAACAGUAUUUAUGAAGAAAACUGCUUCAAGCCUCAGAAUGUAAAAAGACCUUUGGCAUCUGGCAGAGGAGAUGACGGAGGGCACACGUUUUACAAGUGGCUCAAAGGGGUGUGUGUGGAGAAAAGAGCUUUCUACAGGCUCAUCUCUGGUCUCCAUGCCAGCAUCAACAUCCACCUGAGUGCCAGGUACCUCCUGCAAGAUACGUGGUCGGAGAAGAAGUGGGGCCCCAACAUCACAGAGUUCCAGCAGAGGUUUGAUGAAGUCCUCACCAGAGGGGAAGGGCCCAGAAGACUCAAGAACCUUUAUUUUCUGUACCUGAUUGAACUGAGGGCCCUCUCCAAAGUUCUGCCCUUCUUUGAGCGCCUGAGUUUCCAGCUGUACACUGGGAAUAAAAGCCAGGAUGCAGAAAUGAAACACCUGCUGCUGGAAAUUCUCCAUCUGGCCAAGUCUUUCCCGCUGCAUUUCGAUGAAAACUCCUUCUUUGCAGGGAAUAAAAAGGAAGCUGCUAAACUAAAGGAGGAAUUUAGGCUGCAUUUUAAGAAUAUUUCCAAGAUCAUGGACUGUGUUGGCUGCUUCAAGUGUCGGCUGUGGGGGAAGUUGCAGACACAGGGCUUGGGCACAGCACUGAAAAUCCUCUUCUCAGAGAACCUCAUUGAAAAGAUUCCAGAGAGUGGCCCUUCCUAUGGAUUCCAGCUGACCAGACAAGAAAUUGUGGCCUUGUUCAAUGCCUUUGGAAGGGUUUCAACCAGCGUGAAAGAACUGGAAAACUUCAGGAAUCUCUUACAAAACAUGCGGUGA
Molecule: messenger RNA, 1377 nt
Organism: Cinclus cinclus
Lineage: Eukaryota; Metazoa; Chordata; Aves; Passeriformes; Cinclidae
Gene: ERO1A
Product: endoplasmic reticulum oxidoreductase 1 alpha
Exons: 16
Coding region: 1-1377 (458 amino acids)
Biological process (GO): protein folding in endoplasmic reticulum
Cellular component (GO): endoplasmic reticulum membrane; endoplasmic reticulum
Molecular function (GO): FAD binding; thiol oxidase activity; protein-disulfide reductase activity
Source: RefSeq, a predicted model, not a curated record